Clupea harengus (Atlantic herring) is the source of this 997-nucleotide messenger RNA. RefSeq names its product ring finger protein 170 (gene rnf170). The record is from RefSeq and is a predicted model, not a curated record. Gene Ontology annotation, molecular function: ubiquitin protein ligase activity. NCBI's taxonomy places the organism in Eukaryota, Metazoa, Chordata, Actinopteri, Clupeiformes, Clupeidae.
GCACAACUCAUACCUAAACGAGGUCCUCAAUAGGAAUGCGGAAAUACAGCUCUGAUAACAUUGUACGUUAGAAAAUUCAAGAGUCACAGAUUAUGAUCCGCUGGAAUGGAAGAAAACCAGUGCCUGCAAGCGAGUCGUCUCCUACAAGAUGAAGACUCUCUCAUAGAGGGGGUUAGUAACCCCGUCCUCUUCGUGGUUGUUCUGAGCCUUGCCUUUCUUGGUGGAUUGGCUGCACUGCUAUUCAGGAACGAACAACAACAACAGAGAAUCCACCCAGAAAACCAAGAACAUGUACGUGCAGUGCGACAGCGUCUACAGACAGAUCAGGACACGCCGCCAGAGCCCAGACACCAGUUCUACACGGACAUGUCCUGUCCGGUGUGCCUGCAGCAGGCCUCUCUACCUGUGGAGACCAACUGCGGCCACCUCUUCUGUGGCUCCUGUGUCAUUGCGUACUGGCGGUAUGGGACGUGGCUUGGGCCAAUCAGCUGUCCCAUAUGUAGACAAACGGUGACGUUGAUGUUCCCGCUCUUCCACGGGACGGACGAGCCGCCCCCCUCUGAUCAUCCGGAUGAUGGGCAGCCCGAGGCCAACCUCAUCCUGCAGGACCUCACCGACUAUAACCGCCGGUUCUCCGGCCAGCCCAGAUCGCUGAUGGAGCGUCUGCGGGACGUGCCCACGCUGCUGCGCCACGCCUUCCGGGAGAUGUUCUCCGUGGGCGGGCUCUUCUGGAUGUUCCGGCUGCGCAUACUGCUGUGUCUGGUGGGGGCGCUGACGUACCUGGCCUCGCCACUCGACUUCAUCCCCGAGGCAGUCUUCGGCCUGCUGGGCUUCAUGGACGACUUCUUCGUCAUCCUGCUCCUCUUCAUCUAUAUCUCCAUCAUGUACCGCGAGGUGGUGACCCAGAGGCUGGGCGGAGGCUGAUGUGUGUGACAACUUGCACGCACGCACCUGGCACACACACACACACGCACGCACCUGGCACACACACACGCAG